Messenger RNA from Staurois parvus, 645 nucleotides. The record is from the annotation of a GenBank genome assembly. Lineage: Eukaryota; Metazoa; Chordata; Amphibia; Anura; Ranidae.
UCAUAACCUUCAUUCACUGCGCAUACGUGAGAAGCACUGCACUUUGUGAAUGGUCCGGCAGUCUUCUGGGACUUGUCCCCUGUCUCUGGUCAUCUCCUGUACUGUGUCCGCAGUCUCUGGUCAUCUCCUGUACUAUGUCCACAGUCUCUGGUCAUCUCCUGUACUGUCCGCAGUCUCUGGUCAUCUCCUGUACUGUCCGCAGUCUCUGGUCAUCUCCUGUACUAUGUCCACAGUCUCUGGUCAUCUCCUGUACUAUGUCCACAGUCUCUGGUCAUCUCCUGUACUAUGUCCACAGUCUCUGGUCAUCUCUUGUACUAUGUCCACAGUCUCUGGUCAUCUCCUGUACUGUGUCCGCAGUCUCUGGUCAUCUCCUGUACUGUGUCCGCAGUCUCUGGUCAUCUCCUGUACUGUGUCCGCAGUCUCUGGUCAUCUCCUGUACUGUGUCCGCAGUCUCUGGUCAUCUCCUGUACUGUGUCUGCAGUCUCUGGUCAUCUAUGUGCUAAGAAGCAGUUGAACACAACAGUCUAAUCAUGCCUUCCCUGCUUUUCACAGGUAAAUUGCUGCUAUCUGCUCUCUCUACUCUAAACUGCAACAAUGCAUAGACUCCUGCUAUCUCUGUGUAAAUUGCUGCUAUCUGCUCUCUCC